Corvus hawaiiensis (hawaiian crow) is the source of this 7032-nucleotide messenger RNA. RefSeq names its product jumonji domain containing 6, arginine demethylase and lysine hydroxylase (gene JMJD6). Bases 123 to 1367 code for a protein of 414 amino acids. The transcript is spliced from 7 exons. The record is from RefSeq and is a predicted model, not a curated record. Gene Ontology annotation, molecular function: histone H4R3 demethylase activity; P-TEFb complex binding. Gene Ontology annotation, cellular component: nucleus; cytoplasm. NCBI's taxonomy places the organism in Eukaryota, Metazoa, Chordata, Aves, Passeriformes, Corvidae. Gene Ontology annotation, biological process: phagocytosis.
GGCCGCGGCGACAGCGGCGGCACGGGGUGAAAUUUCUGGAAGGUGCGGCCGGAGCGGGGCCAGGAUCGGGAUCAGGGUCGGGCCGGGGGUGACGGGCGGUGACGGCCCCCAGCGCCGCCAGUAUGAAUCACAAGAGCAAGAAGCGGAUCCGGGAGGCGAAGCGCAGCGCCCGGCCCGAGCUGAAGGACUCGCUGGACUGGACCCGUCACAACUACUGCGAGACCUUUCCUCUCAGCCCCACCGCCUGCAAGGAUAACGUGGAGAGGGCAGAUGCACUCCAGUUAACAGUGGAGGAAUUUGUUGAGCGUUACGAAAAGCCUUACAAGCCCGUGGUGUUGCUGAAUGCUCAGGUGGGCUGGUCUGCCCAGGAGAAGUGGACGCUGGAGCGGCUCAAACGCAAGUACAGGAACCAGAAGUUCAAAUGCGGGGAGGACAAUGACGGUUACUCUGUGAAGAUGAAGAUGAAAUAUUAUAUAGAGUACAUGGAAACCACACGGGAUGACAGCCCCCUCUACAUCUUUGACAGCAGCUAUGGAGAGCAUCCCAAGCGAAGGAAACUCCUGGAGGACUACAAAGUCCCCAAAUUCUUCACUGAUGAUCUCUUUCAGUACGCAGGGGAGAAACGACGGCCACCCUACAGAUGGUUUGUGAUGGGCCCACCUCGUUCUGGAACAGGAAUUCACAUCGAUCCCUUGGGAACUAGUGCAUGGAAUGCCUUAGUCCAGGGACAUAAGCGUUGGUGCCUGUUCCCAACCAGCACUCCCAGAGAGCUGAUCAAAGUGACACGGGAAGAGGGAGGGAACCAGCAGGACGAGGCCAUCACCUGGUUCAAUGUCAUCUAUCCCCGGACGCAGCUUCCCACCUGGCCCCCCGAGUUCAAACCCCUGGAAGUCUUACAGAAGCCAGGAGAGACAGUCUUUGUGCCAGGUGGCUGGUGGCACGUAGUCCUCAAUCUUGACACGACUAUUGCCAUCACACAAAACUUUGCCAGCUGUACCAACUUCCCAGUGGUGUGGCACAAGACAGUAAGAGGGAGGCCCAAACUGUCACGGAAAUGGUACAGGAUUCUAAAGCAGGAACAUCCUGACUUGGCAGCCUUGGCUGAUUCAGUUGACCUGCAGGAAUCUACUGGUAUUGCUUCUGACAGUUCUAGUGAUUCUUCCAGUUCCUCAAGUUCCAGCUCCUCAGACUCUGAUUCAGAGUGUGACUCUGGCUCCGAGACAGAGGGGAUGAUGCACCGGAGGAAAAAGCGGAGGACCUGCGGAAUGAUGGGGAACGGGGACACAACUUCCCAGGAUGACUGCGUGAGCAAAGAACGCAGCUCCUCCAGGAUUAGGGAAUCCUGUGGAGGCCGCAGCUACCCCUGAGGGAUAACACCACCUGCCCAGAGGCAGCUGCCGAUCGAAGCUCCGUUAGCAGCCAGCCAGCUCUGUUCUACCCCCUUCUGCUUCUAUUUCUCACACUCCUUAAGUUUUUGUCACUCUUCCUCGAUCCAGACAUCUUCGUUACGUGCUGUCCAAGGUUGGCUCCUGAAUAACCUGUAGGGGAAUGCCCCAACUACGUCCUUUGUGCAAUGCUUUGUCCCCUCUGCGCCCCGGGUGAGUGCACUAAAACCCAGCUGUGGGUAAGGACAUGCCAAGUAUUUAAAGGGUCACGGAACUGGCAAGGAAGACAACGGUCAGUUUUUAAAGAAGUCUUUCUAAAACCAGCAGGUAAAUGUAAAAACCUGCCUUGCUUUGACACUGUCAUAUGUUUACAUGUUGUCCUGUACACUUGAGGAAAGGAACACCAGCCCUUUUGGCCUAUCGGAACGUCCGGCGGAUCUCACACCAGAAUUUCAGGAGGAGCAAGGAAGAAACGAGCUUCUGCAAGAACUGAGCUGUGGAAAAUGGGUCCUUGAAUCUUACCCUGCUGCAGGAGAACACUGCUGUCGGGGCUGGAGCUUCCAAGUGUGUGUCUCAUAGAAUCCUGGAAUACGGGCACUUGGAAAGAACCCAUGAGGAUCCUCGAGGCCAAUUCCUGGCGCUGCACAGAAACCAAGAACCCCACCCUGUGCCCAAAAGCAUUGUCCAAACACUUCUUGAACUCAGACCAUUGCCCUGGGGAGCCUGUUCAGUGCUCAGCCACCCUCUGGGUGAAAAACCUUUCUGUGAUAUCCAACCUAAACCUGCCCUGACUCAGCUCCAGCCAUUUCCCUGAGUCCUGUCAUUGGAUCAGUACCUGCCCCUCUGCUGUCCCUCAGGAGGAUGCUGAAAACUCAAAUGAGGUCUGACCUCAGUCUCCUUCAGGCUGAACAGACCAAGUGCCCUCAGCCACUCCUCAUACAGCUUCCCCUCCAGACCCUUCACCAUCCUCAUGGCAUCCUUUGGAUGCUUUCCAAUGGCUUAAUGUCUGUUAUAUGUUGUGGUUCCCAAAACUGCCCCCAGCACUCAAGGUGAGGCUACCCUAGUGCAGAGCAGAGCAGGACAAUCCCCUCCCUUGCCCAGCUGGCAAUGCUGUGCCUGAUGCCCCUCAGGACACAGUUGGCCCUCCAAGCUCCAGGGCGCUUGUGACUCAGAUCCAGCUUGCCACCACCCAGGACCCCAGCUCUCUUUCCACAGCUCUGCUCUCCAGCCUCUUGUUCCCCAGUUUAUCCACACAACCAGGAGUACCCUGUCCCCAGUGCAGAAUCCAGUCCUUGCCCGUGUUAAGCCCCACACAGUUGGUGAUUGCUCACCUAAUUUGUUGAGGCCUCUCUACCCUCAAGGGAGUUGACAGCUCCUCCCAAUUUAGUGUUGUCAGCAAACUUCAUAUUCCUUCCAGUCCCGUGUCCAAGUUGUUAAUGAGGAUCUUGAAGAGCACAGGGAUGAGGAUGGAGCCCUGCAGAACCCCACUAGUGACCAGUGCCAGCUUGGUGUCACCCCCAUCACUGUCACCCUUUGUGUCCAGCCUGUAGGCCAGUUGCUCACCCACCCUGUAACACGGUUAACCAGCUGUGGGCUUGACAGUUUGUCCAGAAGGUCUUUGGGAGAGACAGUAUCCAAAGCUUUGCUGAAGUCCAAAAGGUGACAUCUACUGGCUUUCCUAGAUCAGCAAGGUGGGUCACCCUGUCACAGAAGGAGAUCAGAUUCAACAAGCAGGACUUUCCCCUCAUGAAGCUGUGCUGGCUGGGACUGAUGUCUGCAUUGUCCUCCAGGUGUUUUUCAGUACUUCCCAGAAUAAUCUCUUCCAUGAUUUGGCUGGGCACUGAAGUGAGACUGACAGGCCUGUGGUUUCCAGGGUCCUCCUCCUUGAAAAUUGGGACAACAUUCACCAGCUUCCAGUCAGCUGGGACCCCUCUGGAUUCCCGAGACUGCUCAAAAAUCAUUGAGAGGUUUUGCAAUGACAUCAGCAGCAUCUUGGGGAUUCUCAGAUGAAUCCCAUGAGGCCCCAUGAAUUUGUAGGAGCAGAUCCUGCACAAGUUUGGGGUCGACUGGGAGUUGAACAUUCUCACAGUCACAGUCCUCCAGCUCUGGGCACUGAGACCCCCUUGGUCCAUCAUCUGUGCUGAAGACAGAGGCAAAGGAACGUUAAACGCCUCUGCCAUGUCCAUGUCCCUGUUUGUGAGGUGACCAUCCUCAUCCUGGAAUGGGCCAGUGUUAUUUCUAAUUUGCCUUUUGCCAUUAAUAUAUUUGAAAAAACUCUUUUUUUAUUGUCCUCCAUGGUUCUGGCUGGUUUAAUCUGCAGUUGAGCUUUGGCCACGUGAAUUUUCUCCCUACAGUGGCAGCAGCAUUUCUGUGCUCUUCCCAUGUCACCUGACCUUGCUUCCACUGGGUGAACACCUUCCUUUUUCAUCAUGUUUCCAAGAGAAGAUCCCUGUUCAGCCAAGGAAGGGAAGGUGGUGUGAAUGCCCCAAGCACUGAAGCAACUUCAGCAGAGGUGACCACCAACCUAAAGCAUCUUUCCUGGUCUUAAUCUGCGUGCUCCAUGCACACACCUGAAGUGCAACACCUGAGCCAGCAGCAGUCCAUCUACUUCACUGUGUCUGUCACAGUGACAGGUAACAAAGCUGCACUAGCACCUUGUGAUGGGAAGCUCGACGGAGCAGGGGAAUCCUGGAGUUUCUUGCAUGGAAAAAACUGGGUGGGGGGAGGGGGGGAAGUCAGCAUUUGCCAGCAAUUCCAGUCCUUCAGGUGCAGGUGUGAUGUUUAGCACAAGGCAACUGCUGACAAAGUCUGACUCUGGCACGAUCACAUUUGCUGGGCUUGAAACACCAAACAGUUCCGAGGCCGUGGGCUUGCUCAGGCCGGUGCAGUUCACAUCCCUAAACGGCUUUUCUUUGAGAUUGUGGCUUCAGAUGUUGCUGAAAGUUGCAGUGCCAAUUUUAAAGGACUGAGGGGGGGGACAUAUUGUUGUUUUAUGCUUUUUAAAAAUGCAAUGUGUUGCUUAAGUCUGUGUAGAUGCAUUUGUGUUAUGCCAGGUAAAGCUCUUGUCCCCAAGGGAUCUGUUGGAGCUGCUGGCCUGUUUUAUUAGCAGGAGCUUGUGCUAGUGGUGUCAGUGGUGUCUCUGUGUGGCUGAAGGUGCUGCCAGGAAAUCUGAACUUCCCAUGGGCUGCUUCCAUGGGUGCUCUUCUGAGCCCUAGGAGGUGGAUACAGAACUCACUUCAGCCGUUCUCUGGGAGAGGAGACUUGACAGCAGAAUUGCUGUGCAUGUAGUAAACACACAGCAAUGCCCAGGCACUGCUGAAACAGCAAAUUAAAAAGAGGUUGAAGCCUCAACUGUGACUUUAUUAAACGUGUUGGGUUUGGUGGAACCUGGAGCGUUGCUUUUCUGGAUUCUCUGAUCCAUUUUUAACCUUGUCUCUUCCCUAUUUAAACACUCCUAGGCCAUAUCCUUUUGUACAAAGGAAUCCUAAAUAUGUUUGUCAGGAUCUCUGUUUUUGACUUUUCUGUGCCAGUCAGUUUGUGUAGGAGCAGUGUGGUGGUGGGGAAACGGAGAGGGAAGGUUUACUGAUACAUUCUUUAGCUGUCCAGACUUCUGAAUUUCCUGUGAUAGAUAGCCAAGCAUAAGCAAGCACACUUGCUCUGUAGCCGCUGCAAAUUCUUCCACAAGAUUACUUAAAAAAAGCCUCUAACUUCUCCAGCUCCUGGCAUUUCUGGCCGAGGCUGAACAGCCUGGGAGCCUGCACAGUCUGUGUGUGUGUCCUCUCAGAGCAGGCUGCAGCUGCUGCCUUUUGGAAGAAUGGAGAGGCAAAGGCUCACAAGACUCAGCUCUGUCAGGGUGAGGGGAGUCCGUGGACAGCUGUCCCUGCCCUCUCUGGUGGCUGGGCAGCACCUCAGUGAGAUGCAGCUGCAUUUGGCACAGUCUUAAAAUCUAAUGUGAAAGCCUGAUUGCUGUGCUGGGAAAGCCACACCUCUGCCUCUAGAAGCACAGUGGGAAGAUUCAGUGUGCAGAGCAUUCUUCCAUGCCUGUGAACUCUUCCAUGGUGUGAAAUAAAGCAAUUCCAGGUGAAGCCUGUGUUGGUGUGACACCCCUCACAGAAAAGCAGCUUGUUUACAAUGGACUGCAGAUGGCAUGAUAGCAGCAACCCUCUCCUGACUGCUCCACAGGGCACUUCCUGCUGUGAAACAGUGUCUGUUCAGGCUGCCUGGGAAUCAGGACUCUGGGAUCUCCAGUUCUUCCACUUAGGGCUUUUGCCUCAGCCACUUUGGUGAGUCUUUGUUUGAGCAGUGAGGAAAAUCCCUACCUCGCAGGGCUGUUGUGAGGCUGAACUCUAACUGCUGUGUAAGAUGCUUUGAAGCCAUCCACCCACAAAAAGUGUUCCAUUCAUCCUGAGCAACCUGAGACUUCCGAGCCUGGUGGGAGCUUUUUGUAGCAGAAAACAUUGGGGAUGUUGUCCAACACUCUUGGCCACAUGGUGUUCUGUGGUGGCCCUUCCAGAACUGCUGUGUGGUACAUAAAUUGUAGCAGAACAAGACUUUCUGUUUUCACCAGGGUUGAACUGUUGCUGUUCCAUGGCCUGCUCUAAACAGGAGGUCCUGCUAGAGCAGGAUCUGUUUCUAAAAAGGUCUAGAUGCAAUUCUCUCAUCAGGGAGUCAGCUUCACUGAUCUUACAGGAAUGGGGGGAGCUGGUGCUUCCCAGGCCCUCAUUCCAGGCUGGGUGAGUGAGGAACAGUUAAAAACUGUGCUCCCUUUGUGCCUAGCUCCGUGCUUGUGGGAAGCUGGCUGGGGAGAGCGGGCUCUGUGCUCUCAUUUCUCCAGGCUUGUGCUUCAUGUCUCUUGUUCCAACCCCACUGCUUUUGUACUCUGGAGGCCCUGGGUGCAGCAGGUCCAGCACCCCGUGAGCCCCUCAUUUCCUUGAGCCCCAGAGCAGCAGCACAGCUUUGCCUCAGCCCCCUGGGGCUUUGGGGGCUGCCCUGUUCCCCAGGGAUGGGCAGAGAGCCUCAGGCUGGGUGUCACUGUCACAAUCCUGCCUGCUCUGGGAAAGGUGAUGGGAUUUGGGAGCUCUGGCUGUGCUUUAGAGCCUGGUAAUGGACACAGGCUGUGAGAGUUCAGGAGGAAAUGACCCAGCACUCUGUCAGAACCGCAGAUGUGGACAAGAGGCACCAGUCCUAGCACCUGUUCCCUGCACAAGUGGUGUGGGAGCAGGUGACACCGAGGAGCCUCUGGCAGACCUUCCCUUCCCAGCUCGUGUGCGCUGGCUCCGAUUUGUCUCCUCAGUUACAUCAAACCUCUCCAAAUGCUUCAAGGAAAGACUACAACCUCUUUCAUAGUUAACCUCUGCUCUCCUCCCUGAGUCCCCAGCCAUGGUGGGCUGGGAAAUGAGACUGUUGGCUGAAUCCAAUCUGAAAUGCCUGUGUGGGCACAUUGUAACGGGAGUUUUUUGGCAUCCUCCUUGCAAAGGCGGGGAAGGAAAGUGCUACCCGUUCAUGUGACAGUCCCACUGUCAGCUCCAAGCCCUGCCACUGCCCUUAGCUGCUUUUAUCACCCAUCCAGCAGAGCUGGGAUACUUGUCUUGUUCGGAUGAUUGUGGUUUUGCUUUUUAUUUUAAAUAAAAUCAAUUAUUUUGCAUUA